ACGCGACAGAACCCCCGUCCCCGUCGGCGGAACACUUCUCUCUGUUGCCGAAACACGACCGGACUUUAAGUGUGUUUUUUGGUCCCUGGCAUCACCGCCCACUGAUUCCCAUCGAGAGACGGAAUCCCCGCGGUGCUUGUGCGUCCCUCCUGAGAGCCGUCGGGGUCUAAAGGACGCAUAGGAGCCGUCUUUUGGACUGCUGUGUGAAAGCGUUCAGACCGAGGGACCGCGGGAAAAAUGGAACUACUUCCUGAACAAUGAAGCGUUGGCGCCACCCCAACAGCCCUGCAUCCAGCACAGGAACCAUCACAGCACCCCACCACGGCGCCCCGGUCCCAAUCUCACCCCGCAGCGGAGACGAGAGGUUUUGACAGCCCUGUCCCAGGGCAGGACUCCAGCUCAGGACCAGGACUGCUUGGCUCCAGCCCUGGCCUAAAUGUCAUUGUUUUCAUGCUCCAGGGCUCCGUUGUGAAUCAUGGGGUCCCAGCGUGGACUCAGGCCCGGCUAUGGAGGUUGAAACGAGGGUUUAUUCUGAAUAUCGGGGCCCUUCUGGGUCGUUGUUACAUCUCAUUGUUCGGGGUUAUUACGCAGCAUCGGGUUACUGAUGGUAAUAACCGGGGUGGAAUCUGAAUCUGCUCCAUUGUGUGACGAUAGAGACUUUAAACAUAGUAUCCUAUGAAGAGUCGUACUACACUCCUUUUAAGGCCUGAAAUGAAUUAGAAAGUAAUUCACAGUCGGCUAUGUUGCUAUUUGUGGACAGAUCUUUAUAUGCUGUUGUUAUAUAUUUCUCUUUUGAAACCACGUUUCAUAUUGAUGUUGUUUUUAUUGUUAUUGUUAGGAACUUGCCAUAACGUGAGUGAGUCCUGGUCAGGAUUAGAACAAUGGAUCCCCUGUAUGACGAAGAGUAUGAUGCCAGUGGUGCUCACAGCCUCUUGACCCAGGACUGUGAUGAGGAAUCCAUGGACAUCUACUCUGGACUGGGUGACACUCCCACCCACACCACAGAGAUUCCUUCCAUGCUGUUCUCCCCGCGGCUGAAGGCGUCCAUGGAUCUCUACGAAGAGAUCCUCACGGAGGAAGUGAGGAGUAAGGACUCGUCGUUUGAAGAGCUGAAGAGCCGGUUCCUGGCGGCUCAGAUCCAGAUCGAGGAGCUACGCAACAGACUGACGGCGACAGAGACGCAGAACACGGGCCUGAGCACGGAGAACCUGCGGCUCAAGAAGAACAUCUCGGCGCUCCUGAAGACCGCCCGGCAGGAAGUGCUCCGGAAGGACGAGGAGAUCAAGAGGCUGAACCAGAGUGCCGGGAUGAAAACGUACAAUCCACGUGGGAACGGCCAGUGGAGGACCUUCCCAAACCCCCACGCCAACACACCUCCACCUGUACCUGUACAGGCCCCGCCCCGCCCUGGGCCCGGCGACGCCCCUUCACCCAUCGCCCCCACCGCUAGAACAGCUGCUGCACCUGCUGCCACACCCCCCUACCCUCCUCCACCCCAACACCGGCCCGGCAGGACCUCUUCAGCCGGUUCCUCCACCUCUGCACCGCCCGCUCCCUCACCGUCACAUGCUUUGCCCCCGCCUCAAGCGAGAAGGACCUCUCUGACCCGUUCCUCCGCUGCACCGACCGCCCCCCUACACCCUCCCACGCCCCACCCUCGGGCCAGCAGGUCCUCCGCCGCCGCCGCCGCCGCCUGUAGACCCCCCGCCCCCCCCACAGAAACUGCUCCCCCUUCUCUGCCCCGGCCGCAUCAAAGCAAGACCCCGUCAAGCCUCUCCGCCACGUGUACGCCGCCCCCUCCACCCACAAACCCUGCUCCACCCAAACGUCGACCAAGCAGGACCUCCUCCAGCACCAGCUCUCUCUCCUGUCGGCCCCCCGCCCCACCCACAGAAUCCCCUCUUCCUGCUCCGUCGCAAUCUGGUCUUGGCAAGAGGUCGUCAAGACUCUCCUCUUCGUCUGCACCCCCAGUCGACCCUCCUCCUCCUCCUCCUUCACUUCCUCUGCCAAAGCCAAUCAGGACUUCUUCAAGAAUUUCCACGAGUAAGGAACCACCUCCACCUCCUCCGCCAACACUGGACCCUCCUCCACCUCCUCCACCCACACUGGACCCUCCUCCACCUCCUCCACCCACACUGGAUGCUCCUCAACCUCCUCUACCAAUAGCGGACUCUCCUCCACCUCCUCCACCCACACUGGAACCUCCUCCACCUCCUCCACCCACACUGGACACUCCUCCACCUCCUCCACCCACACUGGACCCUCCUCCACCUCCUGCACCCACACUGGACCCUCCUCCGCCAACACUGGAGCCUCCUUUGCCAACACUGGAGUCUCCUUUGCCAACACUGGAGUCUCCUCCACCUCCUCCACCCACACUGGAGCCUCCACCUCCUCCACCCACACUGGACCCUCCUCAACCUCCUCUACCAACAGCGGACUCUACUCCACCUCCUCCUCCAACAGCUGACCCUCCUCCACCUCCUGUCCUCCACCCUCGAGCCCCCUCCCCACUGAGGGAGGACGUCCGUCCAGAGUCCUUCCCUCCACCGCCCCCUCCAGAGGAGGUCAGCGACCCGGCCGCCCAGCGACCCGACACCACGUGUCAGGAGGCGGGCCGAUCGAAGCGCCCCGCCCACGGCCGUCCCACACGUUCUUCGAGUUCGGAUUUGGAGGCGAGGGUCAAACCCCAGCAGGUGGACCGCCAGUCCUCCUGGGAGGUACCCGCAGAACUCUGUGAGCUGGACACGCCGAGACCGUCGAAGCACAAAGAGCCAGAGCCCAGAAGCCAAACGCGGUCGCAGCCCACGGAGAAGAGGCUCAAGUCCGGUCCAGAGCCCGGGAAGGAUUGUGAAACGGAUCCUAGAAACCGAUCUCGCAGGGCCGAGAAGGAGAGCCGGACGAAACACCGCAGCCACAGAUUACUGAAGAGCAGCCGUUCUCAAGAGGCUGAAGAAGAGCACCACCGCUCGGAGAGCGGGGAGAGCCCCAGCUCGGGGGGUCUGGACCGGAGGCAAGACAAAGCAGAGUCCAAUCACAACGGCGCAGAACUGAGAGAGUCUCGGUCGAGGGACUCGGUGCGAGAGCCCAGGAAGGAGAAGCACGGCGACCGGACCGGCGAGAAGAGGGCGAGCGGCGGCAGUCGAGACCGAAGGAACGCUGCGCCGAAGCAGCACGCCGACGGAGCUGGGGAGACCUCCAGGAGGAAGGGCGACAGAGCCGACCCCUCCGGAGACGACCGGAGGAAGACCGAGAGGCGACGGGAGGACGAGAGCGGGAGACGGGAGAGAAGAAGCGAGAAGCACAAAGACUCGGACAGGAAUAGGCGGAAGGACGAGGGGAGGAGGAAAGCGGAGCUACGAGGAGGAGAGAAGUCCACCAAGGAUUUGGAGAAGGCUUCGGAGGAGGAGGUCAGCGUUCCCGCCGGGACGCAGUGUCCCACGGAAAACAGUCCGAACAGGAAGCUGUGCUUCAUGGAGACCCUGAACCUUACCCUCUCGCCGGUUAAGAAACCUCUGAGCCAACAGGGUCAGGCCGAUGGCGAAGAAGAGGAGGAGGGAGAAAUCCUAACCAGAGAGGAUGAAGAUCAGCCCAACCUCGAAGAUUUUUUAGUCCUAGACGAAAUAGAGAGCAGCAUGACUGAAAUGGAGAUCGACGACGACAAGCAUAACCCAACGCCCUCGUCAGCUGUACAGACAUCUACACAGGGGAACUGGGCCACAGAGAACUGCAAGGAAGACCAAAGUCUGAGGACCACCGAGACCGGAGUAGUGGCGGUCAGCGGGCGACCAGAGGUCCCUCCUGUACCCAGUCCCUCAGCAGGCGUCCUCCCUGAGGCUGAAGAAGGCACGGAGGCUGGUGGACCACCUCUGAAACGUCCCGUCGCGGCCAAGGAAAGCAUUGUGGUUUCAAAACGACCCGCCGAAAACAGGCAGUGCCCCUCCCCCAACGAUCCAGUCGUGGUGGAAAUGUCCGAAACGUUGAAUCUUGGCAGGGUUGAGCUGGUCCGCAUGUCAGAAGACGGCAAGGGCAGCCCUUCACGAAACAGCAGGCCUGGGAAUCUCUCUGAGGUUAUAGAACCAGCUGAACCCACGGUUCUCCACUCAGAACCGGACUUACAAGAGAGUCCGUCUACAGCGCCCGUGGAGUAUAAGAAGCUUUCCGGCCCCUGUCCACUCCCCGGUGCUGAGGAAGUUAAAGAAACUGUUCUCCUCUCUCCAUUAACCAGUCCUGUUGCUGAGAAAGUUAAAGAAACUGUGCUCCUCUCUCCAUUAACCAGUCCUGUUGCUGAGGAAGUUAAAGAAACUGUGCUCCUCUCUCCAUUAACCAGUCCUGUUGCUGAGGAAGUUAAAGAAACUGUGCUCCUCUCUCCAUUAACCAGUCCUGUUGCUGAGGAAGUUAAAGAAACUGUGCUCCUCUCUCCAUUAACCAGUCCUGUUGCUGAGGAAGUUAAAGAAACUGUGCUCCUCUCUCCAUUAACCAGUCCUGUUGCUGAGGAAGUUAAAGAAACUGUGCUCCUCUCUCCAUUAACCAGUCCUGUUGCUGAGGAAGUUAAAGAAACUGUGCUCCUCUCUCCAUUAACCAGUCCUGUCGUUGGGGAAGUUAAAGAAGCGGUGUCUGGCUCUCGUCCAAUCAGCAGUUCCGUUGUUGAUGUGGUUAAAGAGGCGGUGUCUCUCCCCUGUCCAAUCCCACGCCCUGUGUGUGGAGAAGUUAACCAAAGCGGGGUUUGCCUUUCCCCGAUGACCGGUCCUGUGUCCGAAGGAGUUCACCAAACCACGUCCACGCCCCGUCCCCUAAAGGAACCUGUUCCUGGAGCAGAGGACGGACGGGCGCCCAGCCCCUGUCCAAUCACACGGCUGCUCGCCGGCGCAGCCCAGGGGAAGGUCCGCCCAGAGGGUCUGCCGAGCCCACCCAACACCCGGCCCCCCCCCAGGGCUCCGGCCUCCCCACCCGGCGGGGGGGAGGGGGAGCGUCGGGGGGGCAGUCCCAAGGGUUCGGACGCGGUGUCCAGCACCAUCACCCUGGAGGCCCUCCCCCCCGGCGACAUCAGCCUCCCCGAGGCCAUCUACGCCCUGACGCACGCCGACGCCGCCGACGGCGGCGGCGGCGGCGGCGGCGGCGGCGGCGGCGUCUCGCCCGGCGAGCCCGGGUCCACGCCGGGCUGCGUGGGCGUGUCCAAGGUGAGCAGCACCACGGAGGACCUGGCGUUGCCGGGGCGACGGGAGAGCGCCCAGGAGCGCACGCCACUGAAGGGCUACGGGUUCUGUGCGCGCCGCGGCGCCGGCGCCGGCGGGGCCGAGCCGUCCAGCUCGCGGCCGGCGCUCUACGACGAGGACUCCAUGAUGCUGACGCUCAGGAACCUCCGCAGCAUCCCGGACGUCAUCAGCCCCCUCCGGAGCCCCAUGCCGCCGGCCCGGAGGCUCCCGGGCCCACCCAGCGGCACCAAGCCCCCCCACGUCAAGAGCCUGCAGAGAGAUUUCUGCGGUUAUGGGAUCUUCCAUUCCCUGAAACCGAACCCAAAGAAGGAGACCCCACCCCCCAAGGCCCCGCCCCCCGGACCCCCAGCGACCUCUCUGAGGCCCCCGCCCGGCCCCUCCGAGGGGCCCUCCCCCACGUCCAGCGACCUGGAGGAGGGCGAGAUACUGAGCGACAGCAACGAGGCCCCCGCCGACACACCCCCGCCCCCGCCCCCGCCCCCGGGCCCCAAACCCACAGGGCCGGCCGCCGCCAACAAGACCCCCAAACCCAGCCCGCGGCCCCCGCCCCGCGCCGCCAAACGGAGGUUACUCCUGACAGGCGUGGGCGGAGCUCCGGCCCCCUCCACGCCCAGCCCGUCGUCCGGCAAGAGCCGGUUUAAGGCGGUGUGUCCCGCCGCGGAGCAGGCGGCGCUCCGCAGCGCGGCGGAGGUCAUGGACGCGCUGAAGACGGUCCGCCUCCAGAUCCGGAAGAAGUACAUGAAGCUGCACAAGGUGUUCCCCAAGAAGAGCUUCUACGCCAUGAUGGACCACUUCCAGCAGUCCUUCGUGGAGUACGUGGAGAACGCCGCGUUCGGGGGGAUCAGCGGCCAGGCGGGGCCGCUGAAGGCCCGGCUCAGGAAGCUGGUGGCGUCGGUGUUCGUCAAGGUGAUGAACAACGGCAUCGUCAACCGCAUCUUCGACCAGCAGGCCGCCAACCUGAAGCGCCGCCUCUGGGACUUCGUGGAGGUCCAGCUGGACUACCUGUUCCUGGACAUCGAGAAGGCCCUGGACACCUUCUGCACGCCGGCCGAGACGCCCCCGCCGGCCGGGGAGGAGCCCCCGGCCGUCCGUCCCAAGAACGGGAAAAUCCCCAAGAAGUCCCCGGUGCGCGCGUCCCCGGUGCGCGCGUCCCCGAAGAGGAGCGGCAGUCCCAAACAGACGCGGCCCCAGAGGCGGAUCAAACCCGGCCCCGUGGUGCCGGCCAGGACCGGCCUGGGCCGCGGGAAGGACAUCCGGAUCAUCUGCACGGAGCGCCGGGACGCCGACGCGGCGCUCCCGCCCCGCGGCGCCCCUCUGUCCCCGGACCGGGGCCAGCGGGGGGGGUCCCUGCUCCUGUCCCACGGCGCCCAGGACCGCUCGGACUACGACAUCCUGACGGAGCAGCAGGCGUCCAGCCUGACCUUCAACCUGGUGCGGGACACCCAGAUGGGGGAGAUCUUCAAGUGCCUCAUGCAGGGCUCGGACCUGCUGGACGCCAGCGGCGCGGGCGGGGGGGACCACACCUCCUGGUCCCUGAGCACCCCCAGGAAGGAGGGCGCCCCCGGGGACAGCCUGCUCGGCCUCCCCUCUCCCAGCAAGUUCCUCUCCCCGUCCAAGUUCGCCUCGCCGGGGAAGUUCGCGACUCCGACCAAGUUCGUGACGUCCCCGUCCCGGCUGGCGGGGGCGUGGGCCGGCCUGCUGUCCCCCGGCCGGCUGUGCUCCCCGCAGCCCAAGCUGCUGCGCAUGCCGCUGCACCCCUCCAUGUUCGACGAGAGCUGCCUGCUGGAGCUGCCGUCGGGCAGCGGGGCGGCGGCGGCGGCGCAGCGCUCGUACGCCCUGCUGGCCGAGGACCUGGCCGUGUCGCUCACCGUCCCCUCGCCGCUCAAGUCGGACGGCCACCUCAGCUUCCUGCAGCCGCCGCGCACGCUGGACAUGAUGUCCACGCCCGAGAGCGUCAUCAGCGCCCACUUCGGGGAGGACGCGCUGCUGGACGGCGAGGACGCCUGGGAGCAGCAGGACCUGCACCUGGCGCUGGACACGGACCACUCCGACUCCAGCCGCUGCUCCUCCGGCGCCUCCACCCCCGCCGCCGCCGCCGGGGCCGGGGCCUCGCCCGCCUCCAUGCUGUUCCAGUUCAAGCCCCACCUCCCCAUGCAGGCGGAGGUCAUGGAGCGCUCCAACGACCACUUCGUCAUCAAGAUCCGCCAGUUCGCCGCCGCCGACGUCACGCUCACCACAGACGACGAGGCCACGCCCACCGGCGACGAGGCCACGCCCACCGGCGACGACAGCCUGAGCCGGACGCUCACGGAGGAGGCGGAGCCGUCGGCCCCCACCAGGGCGGAGCCCGUGCCCCGAGCGCUCUUCCUAGAGAAGAGUUUUGCGAAGCCGCCCAGGCUCCUCCCCAAAAGGCAGAAGGCUCCGCCCCCGGAGGAGACGGCCCCGGCCGAUCCGGGGACUCCGCAGAAGGAGGCGGAGCCCGGCGUCGAGGGGCCGCCGUCCCGGCCCCCGGACUCGGCCUCGUCCGCCGACGAGAUGGAGGAGUCGACGGCGUCGGAGGGCCGCCUCGCCAUCGUGGAGGACGGCAGCGGCGGCAGCACGCCAGCGCGGGGGGCCCGGGGCGCGGCCGGCAGGAAGAGGAGGAGCCACCAGCAGCAGAAGAAGACCAGCGCCAAGCGGGCCAGGAAGGAGGAGGAGGAGGGGGGGCGGGGCCGCGGGAGGCGGAGCAAGCCGGUCGCGGCGGCGGCGGCGAACCCCCGAGUCCGGGAGCCCCGGGGCGCCAAGCGGAGCGGGGGGGCGGGCUCUCCCCCCAAGACGCCCCCGUCCGGCCUGUCCGCCAAGAACCUGGUGAAGAAGAAGGGGGAGGUGGUGGUGGCCUGGACCAGAGAGGAGGACCGCUCCAUCCUCCUGGACCUGAAGACCAAGGGCCCGUCCCGAGAGACCUUCUCCGUCCUGUCUGAGAAGCUCCACAAGACCUCGGCCCAGAUUGCAGAGAGAUUCUCCCAGCUGAUGAAGCUGUUCAAGAAACAGGAGAAGAGAACCUCCCCUUGACCCCCUGCUGGACUUAUUAGAUCCAGGGCUGUGUACGGAUGACCGUACACAACCCUGGAUCCUCCAAGGAGCCCAGGCAGGCUUGAAGGACCUCUGGUUCUUAACCCGCGCUGGUGGGGGAUCAGGAAGCCUCAGAGUCCUCACAGUGGACCGUUCGGAGGCCUGGCUGGGUGGCUAGGUGUGAAAGGGCCCGCUUAAAGGGAACGGUGCAUUGAUUAAAAGCUGUUUACACCUCUAAUGAGGCUGUAUCAAACUAAUGGGGACCGCUUGUGGGUUUGGGGGCGGGGUAUUUUGGUCUCUGAGGUGCCCCAUCAAGGAGGAAGGACUUUUAAACCAUUAAACAUUACAAAAACUGCCGAAGUACAUUCACCUUCAUCUUAACCCUUUGAGAGUUUGAGUUUAAGUCUACGGUCAAUUGAUUUGACUUGAUACUGGAUUGAAAUCCUGAUUAUUAUUAUUUUUGCCAAAAGUCGCACUCACUACAUGACAUGAGAGACUUGGGACAAACUGAGUGAUUGGCUGUUUGAGGCGUGAACUUAAUUUAGUCGGUUUAUUAAAAACGACAUGUUUUAGGUGUGGAGGUUGCUGUGUAAUGAAUUGCUCCGGAGCUUGGUUUGUUUGAAGGAGUUGAAAUGUUUAAUUAUCACUAUAGCUCAUUUAUAUGUCCCUAUAAAUAUAUCGUUUUCCAUCUUGUGUGAAAACGACAGACAUGGAAUACAAUGACAUCAGUGUGAAUAUUGUACAUAAUUCUUAACGGAAAAUAAAGUUUUAUUUAUU
Molecule: messenger RNA, 9044 nt
Organism: Gadus macrocephalus (Pacific cod)
Lineage: Eukaryota; Metazoa; Chordata; Actinopteri; Gadiformes; Gadidae
Gene: casp8ap2
Product: caspase 8 associated protein 2
Exons: 10
Coding region: 882-8267 (2461 amino acids)
Biological process (GO): extrinsic apoptotic signaling pathway via death domain receptors; Fas signaling pathway
Cellular component (GO): PML body; mitochondrion
Molecular function (GO): transcription corepressor activity
Source: RefSeq, a predicted model, not a curated record